Molecule: messenger RNA, 641 nt
Organism: Hibiscus syriacus
Lineage: Eukaryota; Viridiplantae; Streptophyta; Magnoliopsida; Malvales; Malvaceae
Product: cell wall / vacuolar inhibitor of fructosidase 1-like
Exons: 3
Coding region: 25-570 (181 amino acids)
Biological process (GO): negative regulation of catalytic activity
Molecular function (GO): enzyme inhibitor activity
Source: RefSeq, a predicted model, not a curated record
UAUUCCUAAUCAACUAUACCCAAGAUGAAGAGUUUGAUAAUAUUGUUUGUGUUCCAUAUGUUCCUUCCGGUUAACGCCUUCCGUCCAACCCUUCUUCUAGGCAAACUGAACCUGAUAGAGAGAACCUGCAGACAAACACCCUUCUAUGAUCUUUGCAUGUGGUCCCUAAAACCGAGUCCCGAAAGCCGCGACGCCAACGUCAAUAAACUAGCUCAAAUCGUGGUGGAAUCACUCAAAACUCAAGCAACCGAGACACUCGAUCUUAUCGACGAGCUACUUCAGGACGGUCUUUCACUCAACCCCGUGAUGAAGAAGGCCUUGACAUCCUGCGCCGAGCGCUAUAACGUGAUCAUCAGGGGAGAUGUCCCUGAAAUAAACGAAGCUCUUAAAACGGGUAACUACAAAUCUGCGGAGAAAGGCGCCAAUGAUGCAGCCAUAGAGGCCAACUCAUGUGAAAUCGAGUUCCCGGCCAAAUCGCCGCUAUCUGAUAUGAACAAAGUGGUGCAUGAUGUAUCCGUUGUCGCAGCUUCCAUUGUCAAAAUAAUACAAACCAAGUUUUCCAUAAUGUAAUCAAGAUUUAGAUCUUGAUCUUUGAUCCUCAUCAAUAAAUAAAAUUUUCUAAAUGCAGGUUUAUUAUUAAU